AUGGGUUUCUUCAUCCUUUUCACACUUGGAGUGCUUGUUCCGGGCUUCCAGGCCCUCACUCUUACUGAAUGUGGGGCCUACGCCAGACGUCCAGCGUACACAGACAUAGCCGUGUCGUGUGGGACUCAGUCCAUUGAGCUGGCCAUCCUGGCUUGCCCGGUCGUUUACACUGGAUACAACGAGAGCUUGCUGGUCUUGAACCAAAUCGCGGAUAUUCCGGGCUGUCGAGGGCAGCUGAACACCUCGGUCACUCCUCCGGUCGUCCGCUUCGCUUUCUCACUCAGGCAGGCGGACUCGUGUGGCAGCGUCUUCGUGACCACUAGUGCUGCGGGCACCGGAAUCUUCUCAGACUUCUCCAACGUCCAGACGGUGAACAUCAGCGGUGUGGUUCGCUCCUUCGACCCCACAGUGGGAACCGUGACUUACAACGCUGAGCUGAAGUAUUUCUACUCGUGUGCUUACCCGCUAGAAUACCUCAUCAACAACACUGUCGUUGAUGUGUCGUCCUCCUCCAUUGCAGUGAAGGACAGCAAUGGUACGUUCAUCAGCACUCUGAGCAUGCAGCUCUUCAAGGAUGGGAACUACACCGUGCCGCUGAUAAUCCCACCUCUGGGUAUUGAGUUGAGGACCACUAUAUUUGUUCAAGUCAUUGCGGCGAACCUGACAGCGCAAUACAACGUGCUGCUGGACAGAUGUUAUGCCUCAGUCUCCCCUCAGCCCACCGACUCUACCUUUUUUAAUCUUUUUGUCCCGUGUGAUAAGGACCGGUUCACCAUCGUGAUUGAGAAUGGAGACACACAGCGAGCCCGCUUCAGUUUCCCGGCGUUCCGCUUCACCGAACAGCAGAACCAGACUGUCUCCACCUACUACCUUCACUGCAUCACCAGGCUUUGUGAGCGUGCCACCUGUAGCCAGUUUAAGCAAUGCAGCAGAAGGAGAAGAGAGGCUGAUACAACAGUGAUAAAGGAUGGCAUCUCUGCGCUCAUCACCUCUGUGCCCAUUGUGACGCAAGCAGACAAUCACUGCACUGUGUGUGCUGCAGUGACAGCGCAGGCCAAAGGUGGAAACAGUGCCCCUGUCGGGCUCGGCAUUGCUGUGGCUGUCCUGGUCCUCGUGAUCGCUGCUGUUGCCCUGAUGGCCGUGUCCUUCUAUCGCAAACUCAGUAGACUGCACUGAGCACCAUCCACGGAAAAAGGAGAGACUUGCUUUGGCACAGGUGGAGGGGGAAUCUGGGGGCUUCACCCUGUUGUCCAUGUAUGGCUUUGCAUUUAUUUCCCCUGUAGAAGGUUAUGCGGUCUGUCAUGGGACCAGUACUCAUAAAAGGUAUGGGAGGGUUCAUAAUAUCAACAUGUGCCAAGCCAUAGACAGCUUCUUAAAAAAUCCGUAAGAUUAUGGCUUUUCAUGCUCUGUCAGUAUUUCGUUGAUGGUUGGUAGGUUAUGCAAAAAUGACUGUUAAUUGCUUUCAGUGCACCGCCAAGAGAAUGGAAUGCUUGAGUAAGUGAGGAAUAUAAAUUAUGUGAAAGCAGAAAGCUUUGAAACAGAUGCUAUUCCUUGGCUUGCUGAGCGCUCAACUCAGAAUAUGUGGACAGAAAUGGUUUAUAAUUGUUUUGCCCUCUUACACAAGAGGCUUCCACCAGUCCUCUUCUAUAAAAUUUUAAAAUCAAAUGUUUUCAUGUUUUUGGCAGUUUAUUAAUUUUCCUGCAGAUCCAGCUCUUAACCAGUUAUCCACAUCAAAACGUCUGCAUGCCUCCAAUAUUGUAAUUCAAUAAACCGUGUUCAUUAUAAGGUCGAGAGAGCUUUUAGAGCUCGUAUGUUACCUGCUAGUGUAGUUUAAGUGCAGUCGGUAAAGACAGAUAUUGGAGAUGGAUUAGAAUGGAUAGAACAUCUUGCUGAAAGCAUUACUAUUCGUUAAAAAUGUUUCAAAGCUUUUCUGAGGUCAUCUGAACGUCUUUUGAUCAUGAUGUGUCUGUAAGAGUUUUGUUCUGGCUCUCUAAACGGUAAUCAGCUGGGCGCGAACGCUUUUAAAAUAGUCGGCUCCAGAUGGCAUGAGACUUCCAUUGUGCUCAUUUAUAAGCUAUUGAUGUAGGUGGAAGUUGAGAAAGCUGAUUUUGUUUCCAAGAAUGAUAUUGUUCAUUUGUAUCAUUUCUUUGUAUGUGCAUGCAUUAUCAUUGGACUAUUAAAGCUUUCAAGGUCUUGAAGAUGGA
Molecule: messenger RNA, 2204 nt
Organism: Pygocentrus nattereri (red-bellied piranha)
Lineage: Eukaryota; Metazoa; Chordata; Actinopteri; Characiformes; Serrasalmidae
Product: zona pellucida-like domain-containing protein 1
Exons: 9
Coding region: 1-1176 (391 amino acids)
Cellular component (GO): cell surface
Source: RefSeq, a predicted model, not a curated record